GCGUCAGUCUACUCAGUCUCCGCCACCACUUCCGGUACCGCAAUGGCGGCACAGGGAGCAACAGCCGCAGUUGCUGCAACGACUUCGGGGAUUGUGGGGGAGGGAGAGCCCGGGCCCGGGGAAAAUGCAGCAGUCGAGGGGCCUUCCCGGUCCCCGGGCCGCGUCUCUCCGCCGACUCCGGCGCGUGGCGAACCAGAAGUCACCGUGGAGAUCGGAGAAACGUACCUGUGCCGGCGGCCGGACAGCACCUGGCAUUCAGCAGAAGUGAUCCAGUCAAGAGUGAAUGACCAGGAGGGCCGAGAAGAAUUCUAUGUACAUUAUGUGGGCUUUAACAGGCGACUGGACGAAUGGGUGGACAAGAACCGACUAGCACUGACCAAGACGGUGAAGGAUGCCGUGCAAAAGAACUCUGAGAAAUACCUGAGUGAGCUGGCAGAGCAGCCUGAGCGCAAGAUCACUCGGAACCAAAAACGAAAGCAUGACGAGAUCAACCACGUGCAGAAGACCUAUGCAGAGAUGGACCCCACCACAGCAGCCUUGGAAAAGGAACAUGAGGCGAUCACCAAAGUGAAGUAUGUAGACAAGAUCCACAUUGGGAACUACGAAAUUGAUGCCUGGUAUUUCUCACCUUUCCCAGAAGACUAUGGGAAGCAGCCGAAGCUGUGGCUCUGCGAGUACUGCCUCAAGUACAUGAAGUAUGAGAAGAGCUACCGCUUCCACCUGGGCCAGUGUCAGUGGCGGCAGCCCCCCGGGAAGGAGAUCUACCGCAAAAGCAACAUCUCUGUGUAUGAAGUGGACGGCAAAGACCACAAGAUAUACUGUCAGAACCUGUGUCUGCUGGCCAAGCUUUUCCUGGAUCACAAGACCUUGUAUUUUGACGUGGAGCCCUUUGUCUUUUACAUUUUGACGGAAGUAGAUAGGCAAGGAGCCCACAUUGUUGGCUACUUUUCUAAGGAGAAGGAAUCCCCAGAUGGAAACAAUGUGGCCUGCAUCCUGACGCUGCCCCCGUAUCAGAGGCGUGGCUAUGGGAAGUUUCUCAUUGCCUUCAGUUAUGAGCUCUCCAAGCUUGAGAGUACUGUAGGCUCCCCAGAGAAGCCACUGAGUGACCUGGGCAAACUCAGCUACAGAAGCUACUGGUCUUGGGUCUUGCUGGAGAUCUUGCGAGACUUCCGGGGUACAUUGUCUAUCAAAGAUCUUAGCCAGAUGACCAGCAUCACCCAGAAUGACAUCAUCAGCACCCUGCAGUCCCUCAACAUGGUCAAGUACUGGAAGGGCCAGCAUGUGAUCUGUGUCACGCCUAAGCUGGUAGAGGAACACCUCAAAAGUGCCCAGUAUAAGAAACCACCCAUCACAGUGGACUCUGUCUGCCUCAAGUGGGCGCCUCCCAAGCACAAACAAGUCAAGCUUUCCAAGAAGUGAGUGGCUGGUGCCCUGCUUUGGACUGUGUUCCUGGCCUCUGACCUGUAAAUAUAUGUACAGACCUGUUUUAUGUCAUUUAUUAAUAAAGUAAAUUCUGCUGGUGUGCUGAAUUUUGGAGGUGCGAAGGA
Psammomys obesus (fat sand rat) is the source of this 1547-nucleotide messenger RNA. It is a transcript of the gene Kat8, whose product is annotated as lysine acetyltransferase 8. The transcript is spliced from 11 exons. The coding region runs from base 43 to 1419 and encodes 458 amino acids. Lineage: Eukaryota; Metazoa; Chordata; Mammalia; Rodentia; Muridae. Gene Ontology annotation, molecular function: histone acetyltransferase activity. Gene Ontology annotation, biological process: regulation of DNA-templated transcription. The record is from RefSeq and is a predicted model, not a curated record.